UUUAUAUAAUUAUUAGGAUUUUAAUUAAGGGAGUGACGUAAUAAAAUUAUUAUUUUUAUUAAUUAAGGAAGUGAAGAAAAAAAAUUUUUUUUACUGGGUUAUGACUUAAAUUAUUUUUUUUUUAAUUAUUAGUGAUAAUUAAAAAUUUUUUGAGCUAACCCGCGAUUAAAUCGUCCCCACCUCGCAUCAGAGUUAUGGAGUGUCCUGGGCCAGUUGAAAGUGGCCGAAACUUUCGUCUACUCUCAGAAGAAGAGUUACCUCAGCUCCUCGAGUUCCUCAAUGGCUACUUACCCGAGUCUCUCAAGUUCCACCAGACAGUAUUGACGUACAUUAAUAAUAAAGUAUGGGAUUUUUAUUUUUACGUCGCUAAUGAUUGGCCUGAGGUGCCAGUGUGCUUACACUUUCCUGGUAUGACACUAUCGCCUCAUGGUUUACUGUACGAAAGUUUUGGCGUUUAUUGUCCGACGGAUAAAUUAGAUAACUUGACACUGUUACGUGAAGAAGACAUACUCAUUGAUUGGACAAAGCCAUUAUAUAUAAAUUUCAUUCAUUGUGAUAUUGCUGAUGAAUUGUUUCGUCUUUACAACGAUAUUGGUACAAUUGAACGUGUAUUGGGCGAUGUAUGGGCGUACAAAAAAUUCGACAAUGAAAACAAUGAUGAUGAAUCGACGUCAUUAAUGGAUGAAUUGGACGAAAAAUAUGAUAAUCAACAGGAAAUUAAACAAUCAGAUGAACAAGAACAAGAUGUUGUUGAAGUAUUGCCAUUGAAUAGUGAACAUGCUGAAGGAAUACACGAAUUAUAUCCGGCCAAUGAUAUGGAAUGUCAUGAAUUAUUUCUCAGGCUUAUUAGAAUCCUUCCAGCAGGUGGCGUUUUUGUAAACAAUAUUCUCGCUGCUUGGAUGAUACAAUCUUAUUAUGGUGCUAUGUUUUCCAUGCAAACUAAACCAGAAUAUCGCCGUAAGGGUUACGGUACACGAUUAGCGAGGUUUCUAACAAAAGUAGUAUCCGAUCGUGGUUACAUUCCAUUCGUAGUUAUACGUCCCGAAAACGAAGCUAGUCAAAGUUUAUACAAAAAAUUAGGCUUCCAUAGGUUAUAUCAAACAGUAAGAGCGACCAUGAUUCCACAUGGAUGGGAAGAAGAGACGGUGGGAAUAGUCGAGGAACUGGACCAAGUACAAAAAACUGAUAGUGAUUGUGAAAAAUUUGAUAUUUUACGUAAAUUGAGAAUCGAAGAGCGUGUUAUUGAUGCAUUUACUAGUGAAAAUGAUGAACAAACUGUUGUACCGACCGUCGGUCAAGACGAUGAUGAUAACACGAUACUAGAUACGUCUGAGUCACCUAAAGAUGAUGAUGAUAAUGAAUUAGAAGGUGAGAAUGGUUAUGGAAAAUGUCACGAUGAAGUUCUUGAACCGAUUGACGAAAAUGUUGAAGACAAAAUUACGGAUGAUUGUGAUAGUGGUUAAAAUAAUAGCUCUUUUAAUUUAAAAUUAUAAAAUUAAUUCAAAACUUCUUUACUGACCCCAAAAUCGGCUUACCGACUUCCGAAUCUGCUUUGCCAAUUUUCAAAAUCUGCUUUAUCGGUAAUCGAAAGAAAAAUCACCAGACAAUUUUAAUUACCGACCGUUCGAUCUGUUUUCACUUGACACAGAACCCUGCUUUUUUUUUUACAGAAAUCUGAUUUCGUCUUACCAACGGAUUUUUCUUCAAUUUUAUUAAAACUACUAAAUAUUUUUAUAAAAAAAAAACUAAAAUAAAAUAAAAGUAAUUUGUAAAAAAACAAAAUAAUAAUAAAGAAUUUUUGGGGAUUUGAUAACUAUAUCGACAGAACGUAGGAAAUUUUUUUAUAUAUAGAUAUAAAGAAGUAAAGAAUAAAUAUAAAAUAAUAAAAAUUACAGAUAAUUUUUUUACUUAAGUAUUUAGUUGAUUUUUAAUUUCUUAACAAAAAAUCUGUUUUACCGGCCGUGCGUUCUGUUGUAUCGGCACUUAAUUUACUCAUUAAUUUAAGUACAAAAAUUAUGUAAGAAAUCUGUUGUACCGGCAAAUUCAAAAUAAUCAAAAUUUAAAUUAUGGACAUUCUAGCUCUGUCGGUACAAAUAGUUUUUUUACUCAAAAAUUUUUAAUAAUUUUUUUUGUGCUCAAGACUUGAUUUGAAAAAUUAUCUUUUACUUUACCGACACGUAUUUUUUAUCGACAGUAUUUGAA
Microplitis demolitor is the source of this 2202-nucleotide messenger RNA. RefSeq lists its product as uncharacterized. Bases 195 to 1463 code for a protein of 422 amino acids. Gene Ontology annotation, molecular function: acyltransferase activity, transferring groups other than amino-acyl groups. NCBI's taxonomy places the organism in Eukaryota, Metazoa, Arthropoda, Insecta, Hymenoptera, Braconidae. The record is from RefSeq and is a predicted model, not a curated record. The transcript is spliced from 5 exons.